AUGAACAAUGAGAAUCAUCAACUUUCUCGUGUUGAAGAAUUACGACGACUUCUUGAAGAUUCAUUAAAAAUUGAUGAAAAAAUUUUUCAUAACAAUAGUAAAUUUACUGUUUCUUCAGAAGUUAUACAAAAAAUGCUUCGGCCGUUAAAAAUUUUAUAUCGAAAUGAUCGUCGAGCUAUUAUACAAAUUUCAGGUCCAUCAUCGUCAAGAAAGAAAGAUAAUAAUAGUGAAAUGGCUGAAUCUUCAUCGACGGUCGUGUUAAAGCAUAAUCGCAGUAUUUCACCAGCACCGCUGGAGGUAAUCGUUGGUGUAACUGUGUCCAACUGUAAUUCUAUUAAUACAGCAACAAUUGAACAGAAAUUAAGCGUUAAUGAUUCGUCAACGAGCAGUCCGGUAGGUAGCGUGGAUUCUGGUGUGUCAUUAAGUUCGCCGUCUAUAUCACCAAUUUCUUCACCGAUUAAUACUCAAAAUAAUCUUUUCUGUUUAAAUACAGCAAAUUCGGAAGAUUUGCCUCAUUGCUUACGGCAGAGAUCGACCAGUGAUUCUGUUUCUUUCGGUUUGAAAAGUAUUUUGAAAAAAACACCUGUCGUAUAUCGAGGCCGCUUCAUAAGUAGAUCUGUUUCUGAGUGUGAGCAUAGUGAAGCAUUGAACAGUAUUACUGGUGGACUGUCUUCUGAGAUGUUGCAAGAAGAAGGUGAAACUACUGAAAGCACAGAAUAUAUUAAUCGGAAAAAACGAGUCUCGUUCAGUGAACGCCUUGUUAAAGAGCAUUGUUUUCGUCCGAACUCGUCGAUUUUAGGACAAAAGAAGAAGAAUCAACGAAAAAUACGAAAUAAACUGAAAAAAAAAGCUAAUGAAGAGGUGCUUAAUUGCGAGAGGAAAUCAAAUGAUAAAAAUAAUGUACUUGAUGCGGAAUAA
Dracunculus medinensis (Guinea worm) is the source of this 918-nucleotide messenger RNA. Lineage: Eukaryota; Metazoa; Nematoda; Chromadorea; Rhabditida; Dracunculidae. The record is from the annotation of a GenBank genome assembly.